Zonotrichia leucophrys gambelii is the source of this 3313-nucleotide messenger RNA. It is a transcript of the gene MIB2, whose product is annotated as MIB E3 ubiquitin protein ligase 2. Gene Ontology annotation, biological process: protein ubiquitination. Gene Ontology annotation, molecular function: ubiquitin-protein transferase activity; zinc ion binding; protein binding. The coding region runs from base 211 to 3075 and encodes 954 amino acids. The record is from RefSeq and is a predicted model, not a curated record. Lineage: Eukaryota; Metazoa; Chordata; Aves; Passeriformes; Passerellidae. The transcript is spliced from 19 exons. Gene Ontology annotation, cellular component: cytoplasm.
AUCCCAGCCCCGGUGCCCAGCUUCACCCGCGUUCUCCGCCCGCCCGGGCGCCGCUGUGGGCAUGGAGGAGGGACGGCGGCGAGCGCAGCGCUGGGCUUGUGGCUCUGGGGAUCCUCGUCUCUGCCUUGGCGCUGAGGUGUGCUGACCAUGCUGCCCCCGCCCGAGCCCCCCGAGCAGCGGCAGCGCGUGUAGGCUUUGCCGUGCGCAUCCAUGGAGCCGGACCCCCAGGCCAGCAUGCAGGUGGGGAUGAGGGUUGUGCGCGGAGUGGACUGGAAGUGGGGCAGCCAGGACAGCGGCGAGGGCAACGUGGGCACCGUGGUGGAGAUCGGCCGCACGGGCAGCCCCACCACGCCCGACAAGACCGUGGUGGUGCAGUGGGACCAGGGCAACAGGACCAACUACCGCACGGGCUUCCAGGGCGCCUACGACCUGCUGCUCUACGACAACGCCCAGAUAGGUGUCCGUCACCCCAACAUCAUCUGCGACUGCUGCAAGAAGCACGGCAUCCGCGGCAUGCGCUGGAAGUGCAAGCUGUGCUUCGACUACGACCUGUGCACGCAGUGCUACAUGGGCAACAAGCACGACCUGGCGCACGCCUUCGAGCGCUACGAGACCGCGCACUCGCAGCCGGUUCUCGUGAGCCCUCGGCAGAACCUGACUCGCAUCACCCUGAAAGGAACUUUCCAGGGGGCCAAAGUGGUCCGUGGGCCCGACUGGGAGUGGGGCAACCAGGACGGGGGUGAGGGCAAGAGCGGCCGCGUGGUCGAUAUCCGGGGCUGGGACGUGGAGACAGGCCGCAGCGUCGCCAGCGUCACCUGGGCCGACGGCACCACCAACGUCUACAGGGUGGGCCACAAGGGAAAAGUGGACCUCAAAUGCACCGUGGAGGCUUCUGGGGGCUUCUACUACAAGGAGCACCUCCCAAAAUUAGGCAAACCAGCGGAGCUGCAGAGGAAGGAGAGCACGGACAGACACCCGUUCCAGCACGGGGACAAGGUGAAGUGCCUGCUGGACAUCGACAUCCUGCGCGAGAUGCAGGAGGGCCACGGCGGCUGGAACCCCAAAAUGGCUGAGUUCAUCGGGCAGACCGGGACCGUGCACAGGAUCACGGACAGGGGCGACGUGCGGGUGCAGUUCAACAGCGACACCCGCUGGACCUUCCACCCCGGAGCCCUGACCAAGCUCAACACCUUUUGGGUUGGUGAUGUGGUCCGGGUGAUAGAUGAUAUGGAAACGGUGAAGCGCUUCCAACCUGGUCAUGGGGAGUGGACAGAUGAGAUGGCACCUACCCUGGGGCACAUUGGGAAGGUGAUCAAGGUCUAUGGGGAUGGAGAUCUGCGAGUGUCAGUGGGGGGACAGUCGUGGACCUUCAACCCUGCCUGCCUGACGGCCUACCAGCGGGAGGAGGAGGCCAACCUGAUGACCACAGAGAGCGCCAAGGAGCCCAAAAGUACUUUGGUGACCGUGCUGGAGAAGCUGCUGUCCCAGAGGACAGAGUCCGAGCAUGCAGGGUGCCUGGUCAUUUGUGCAGCCCUCAACAAUGCAGCCAAAAUCCGCGAGCUCCUCCAGAAAUACCCAGACAAGGUGGAUGCCAAGAACCAGGGCAGGACUGCCCUGCAGAUUGCCUCCUACCAGGGGCACCUGGAGGUGGUGAGGGCUCUGCUGCAGGCCCGGGCCAGCGUGGACCUGCGGGACGACGAGGGGGACACGGCGCUGCACUACGCAGCCUUCGGCAACCAGGCCGAGGUUGCCCGUGUGCUGCUGGCCAAGGGGGCCAGUGCAGACCUGCUGAACAAUGCCCAGUGCAGCGCCCUGUUCGUCGCCGUCAGCCAGGGCUUCACCGAGGUGGUGAGAGCCCUCUGUGAGCUCAGCUGUGAUGUCAACCUCCCAGAUUCCCAGGGAGACACCCCCCUGCAUUAUGCCAUCACCCUGGACUACAAAGCCGUGAUUGAGAUCCUCACUGAAGUUCCCAACAUCGAUUUCACAGUCCAGAACUGUCAAGGCUUCAACCUGCUCCACUAUGCUGCCCUGAAAGGCAACAAGCUAGCCAUCAAGAAGAUUCUGGCCAGGGCUCGACAGCUGGUGGAUUCCAAAAAGGAAGACGGAUUCACUGCCCUGCACCUUGCUGCUCUCAACAACCACAUGGAAGUGGCUGAAAUUCUCAUCAAAGAGGGUCGCUGUGACGUGAACGUGAAGAACAGCAGGAAGCAGAGCCCCCUGCACCUGGCAGUGAUCCAGGGCCACGUGGCCAUGGUGCAGCUGCUGGUGAGCCAGGGCAGCGACGUCAACGCCGAGGACGAGGACGGUGACACCGCCAUGCACAUGGCCCUGGAGCGGCAGCAGCUCCUGGCCCUGGCCCUGGAGAAGAGGGACGGGGAGAUGGGAGCCGCCCUGCUGGCCAAGCUGCAGGCUUCUGGCUUCCUGGGGAACGUGGAGCUGAACGUUGGGACAGCCAUUGCCUGCUACCUAGCCCAGGAAGGAGCAGACAUUAAUUAUGCAAAUCAUCGGGGAAAAUCUCCCUUGGACCUCACCACAGAUGGGAGGAUUGUCCAGAUCAUCAAAGACUUCUCACAGAAAUUCAGGGAUCGGCAGGUGUGCCCGCAGAGCGCCCCCGUCACCUGCAGCCUGCGGCGCGUGCACACCACGCCCAACACCAUCACCAACCUGAGCGUGCCCGGCGCGGCCGCGCCCUCCGAGUGCCUGGUCUGCUCCGAGCUGGCCCUGCUCAUCCUCUUCUUCCCCUGCCAGCACAGCAUCGUCUGCGAGGAGUGCUCCAGGAGGAUGAAGAAGUGCAUCAAAUGUCAAGUGACAAUAACCAAAAAGCUGAAACAAGACAGCACGGAGGUGGAGUGCAGCCCCAGCUCGGAGGGCACGGAGCAGAGGAAGCUGAUGGAGGAGCUGCAGAGCCGCUACCGGCAGAUGGAGGAGAGGAUCACCUGCCCCAUCUGCAUCGACGACCAGAUCAAGCUGGUGUUCCAGUGCGGGCACGGCUCCUGCCCGGACUGCAGCACGGCGCUGACCGUGUGCCCCAUCUGCCGCCAGGCCAUCCGCGAGAGGAUCCACAUCUUCGUCUGAGGGAGGAUCCAAUCUUUGUCUGAGGGAGGAUGCACAUCUUUGAGGGAGGAUCCACAUCUUUGUCUGAGGGAGGAUCCACAUCUUCGUCUGAGGGAGGAUCUGCCUCUUCCUCUGAGGGAGGAUCCACAUCUUCAUCUGAGGGAGGAUCCAAUCUUUGUCUGAGGGAGGAUCCAAUCUUUGUCUGAGGGAGGAUCCGCCUCUUCCUCUGAGGGAGGAUCUGCAUCUUCGUCUGAGGGAG